Messenger RNA from Lineus longissimus, 8067 nucleotides. Its product is annotated as vang-like protein 2. The transcript is spliced from 3 exons. Bases 281 to 1855 code for a protein of 524 amino acids. Gene Ontology annotation, biological process: multicellular organism development; Wnt signaling pathway, planar cell polarity pathway; establishment of planar polarity. The record is from RefSeq and is a predicted model, not a curated record. Gene Ontology annotation, cellular component: plasma membrane. NCBI's taxonomy places the organism in Eukaryota, Metazoa, Nemertea, Pilidiophora, Heteronemertea, Lineidae.
UGUUGGUGGUGGCUCUUCUCCUAGUUUAGUCAGGAAUAUAUUUAUUUAUUUCCAUUUUGAGACAAUUUUGGCACAGUUUUAUGAAUGUUUGAAACAGGAUUUUAAGGAGUAAUAUCAGUAGUCAAACGUCUUCUAUUUCAAUUGGAUUUAAUUGGUGAUUUGCGGAUAAUAAUUCAGACCAAUCUUCGACUGGAAGUUUAGAUUCACCAAGCAGCUCUCCAGCGAACAGAUAGUGGUAAUGAAGACGUCAUCGUAGCCAUUUCCCGGCCAUAUAAACAACAUGGACGUCGAAUCCGUCAAGUCAGGUCGGAGUGACCGAUCUGAACGAUCUCACCGCAGUGGUGGGCACAGACAUCGGCGGAGCAGGAGCCGUGACAAAAUCAUGCGGAUACCAGACGAUCGGUCGACAGUCAUCUCAGGCGAUGGUCAUGCUGAGGAUGAACGCAUCGAAGUACAAAUUCUACCUCAGGAUGAUAACUGGGGCGAAAAUACGACGGCCAUAACUGGUGCAACAUCCGAGACUGCUUUCUCGAUGGAGGACAUGACGCGGAUGACGAAGGAUAUGGAGGACAGUAUAGGAUUAGAUUGCUCACGAUACGCUGGGACAAUCGUUAGUGGAAUUCUGGGAGUUCUAGCAUUUUUGUCGCCGAUUGCCAUGGUCAUAAUCCCAAAACUUGGCAUCGACGGUUGGACAGAAGCGGGGCCAUGUGACCCUGAGUGUGAGGGAGUACUCAUCAGCUUCGCAUUUAAACUACUCAUAUUAUUAAUCGGUACAUGGGCGUUGUUUUUCCGGAAACCGAAAGCGACGAUGCCGCGGGUAUUCAUCUUCCGUGCGCUCAUCAUGUUUCUCAUCUUUGUGCUGACAUUUGCGUUCUGGUUAUUCUACGGUGUGCGCAUAUUUAAAGAAAAACAACAAAACUACUACCGGGUGGUUCUGUUCAGCGUGUCAUUGGUCGAUGCCUUGUUAUUCAUACAUUACCUAGCGAUCAUCUUGUUAGAAAUACGCCAACUACAGCCGCAGUAUACGGUCAAAAUCUGCCGGUCACCAGACGGCGAGGCGCAUUUCUACAACAUGGGACAGUUGAGUAUCCAACGUGCUGCCACAUGGUGUUUAGAGCAGUACUAUAAAGAUUUCCAGACAUACAACCCAUAUUUAGAAGCCGCAUCAAGGCUCCAAAAUAAAAUGACUGGUUUUAAAUUCUAUGACGUCGAUGGAGUGAAUAAGAAUCCGACUGAUCAAAACCCACAAGUAACAACGAGAUCACGAGCUAUAUUCGCCGCAGCUGCACGGCGGAGGGAUACGAGUCACAACAUUAGGUUCUACGAGGAGGAGGAAUAUGCUCGGCGUGUGCGUAAACGACGGGCGAGGCUGAUGACGGCAGCGGAGGAAGCAUUCUCACAUAUCAAGAGGAUGGCAGGAGAACAAGGCCCAGCCAUCCCGAUGGACCCUCAGGAAAGCGCACAAGCUGUUUUCCCCUCCAUGGCACGAGCUCUCCAGAAGUAUCUCCGCAUCACCCGCCAGCAGCCUCGCUACACCAUGGAGUCGAUCAUGAACCAUCUGGCGGUGUGUAUAUGUCACGACAUGGGGCCAAAGGCUUUCUUAGAGAAGUACUUGACCCAAGGCCCAAUUAUUCAAAACGAAAGGGAAUAUCGUAAAACACAACCGUGGGUGUUGAUUUGUGACCAGCUAUUAAGCAGAGCAGUCGAACAUGGCACAAUAUUCAAUCUAAGACAAGGUGAAGUGUCGCUGUUGUGUAGCAUUCGCAAAAUACCGCAUUUUUCAGUGACUGAGGAAGUUAUUAACCCUAAGACAAAUAAGUUUGUCUUGAAAUUGCAGUCGGAAACGUCAGUGUAGAAGUGGAUGUGUUCUUGCUGGAUGCUUGUUGUGUUUCUAUCCAAGUUGGGCCUAUAAUCAUGUAUCUAUGGAUUAUGUAGGGCUACGUAUCAUUUUGCUUCUUGGAUUGAAAAACAAUUUAGUUUGACUGAAAAUGUGUUAGCCAAUCAACUGCUGAUGUUUGACUCUGUGGUGACAUAGGGAGCGAAUCAGGAUUAAGGAUAUAUUCAAACGGACUAACCAGAAUCUCUGUUGACUUGAGGUAGCAAAUCAGGAUUCAGGAGUUUAUUGAUAUGGACCAAUCAGAAUCUCUGGAUUACCCAUGUCAACCUAUCACUAAUCAGGAUUUAAAAUUUAGCCAUGGAUCAUGCUGCCAAUCACAAGGAUUGUUUGUGUAUAUGAGGUUCGUCAUGUGGCCACCAGGGGGCUCUUUGCUUGGAGACCAGACUAAGGUGUAUACUCUUUAACUGUCAUGCCAUUUGUAUACUAUUUUGUAAUUAACUUUUGCUAAUUUUCUUUAUAUGGCCUCGGAGAGGUUUGCUACGCUAUUAUUUCUACUUUAAUACUCUACAGACUGUCCCGAAAAAAGUGUCACUGUAAGGCAGAUCAGUUUACUGUUUUUAAGUUUAUUCCAGAUAGGCCUGAUUAUUGAAUAUUUGGGCAGUAGACUGUGUUCAACGUGUUGUAGUAUUGAACAACGUUCCAGAAGACUCAAGAAAAACACUGAAAUGCUCAGGCUUUUCCUGUUCUUUUUUAAAUGUGACUCUCUUUUGGGACAUUCUGUACAUAAUUUGAACAGUAUAUCUUGAGUGCCUUGUUUCUUGCACAACACUGUUACAUGUUCUAGUUCAAGAACGUUUCAUAGCCCAAAUUACAGCCCAAAUCACAAUUGACAUCCCAUAAAUCGCGUCGUUGACACGCUACCCAGCGCAUCAAUCGCGCGUAAUAUAUGAGAAACAUAGAGAGAAAGCGUGUCACUGGUGCGCCAUUGGCGCGGAACUCACACGUAAGUUGCACGUCACUGACGCGAAGCAGGACUGGUGUCAAUUGUGACUUGGACUGUAUUCUGCUUUCAAACAUUACUGAGUCGUCUCUAAGUACUGAUUGUCUUGAAGGAUGUGAAACUUCUCUCCAAAGGUGUUGUUAAACAUAUGAUUGCCUGUCAAAUUCAUUACCAAAAAGAGUAAGCAAUAUUGUGAGGCUUGGCUUGAAGUAGAAUACCCUAUUCCCACAUACACAGCUGACUGGAUAUUUACAUACAUUUGUAGCCCAAGCAUUUUGCAAUGGUACAUGGGGAACACAAACAUUGGUACAGAACACCCUUAGAAAAGAGCUUUGGACUCUGUAUGUCCAAUGGAUAUCUUUAUCUACAAAAUGAUGUCAUUCGGACGUCACGCAAAACUUAUAAUUCUCCGCAUAUGACGCUCAACAGAGGAUGGUGUGAUGUAACAAUAUCAACAUCGCGCGAUCGUUGUUGGUUUCACUUAGAUAGGAGGAGUUUUUCUCGACUAUCUCGUGACUUGCAUGAUAUUUCAGAAUAAAACUUGGAUACGGUAAUGUCACAAAAGCAGUAGUUCAUCAUCGGUUGGCAUCAGUAUGUUAUCGAGAGAAAUCUCAACAGGAGGACGGUUUUUUUCACAAAUUUUCUUAAUGAAAACCAUGUUGAAGAGAUAUAAGAGUGCAUGCGCAAGAUGUUUCCGAAUUGGCCGUGACAUCAUCAGGUGUCCAUCUGUAGUGGACGAUAGUGUACUUAGGACCAUUUUAUAGAAUAAACCGUGUCUUCACCUUCAACAGACAAGUGGAGCCACCUUUUAGCAGUGUGGUGUCGUGUCCCCUAUUUCAAUUUUAACCAAUGCGACAUUUUGAUGUGAUACAUUGAUUUCGACAACAGGCCUAAAAACCUUAUUCGUGCAAACCUAUUCCUUUGAUUCGUACAAAGAUCCAGCUUACCAUCUCGUGUCGGCGCUACCUCUGAGAUUAUACCCCAGGGUGAGUCACCACCUUCUCAGCUCAGAACCUCUAUUGAUCGAAAUGCAACUCAGCCUCUGAUACAAUUGUGAACGUAACAAGCGUGCCAGCACUUCAAUGUCAAUAUGCAGCCUGUCCAUGUUUGACUUAAACAAAACAGAAGUACUCGUGCGAGAGCCUUCUGUGCAGUUUCAUAUCAUGUACAAGAUACUUGAUACAAUUUCUUAAUUAUUCCUGCCGUAAAUUAUGCCUCCUUAUGAAUUUCUUGUUGGGGAUAUCCCAUUUCUCGAGCGAUGUUAAUGGCUUGUAUAUCUGAUAUCAUCGUGGAGAUGACAUGCUUCUAAAGCGGUUCACGAUUGAUACGAGAUUAUGAGCGAUGUCUUUGCCAGUCCUUAACCCAUCCUGAUUCAUGCAGAAGCAUAUGACAGUAUGACGGUACCAUAAUUUAUCUACAUUAAUGGUACAUGACAUGACCUCUUCAUAUGAUUCAUCAUCUGAUGAAAUAAGAUUUACCAUGGUUCCAACAGGAGAGACAACUCCAUGUUGUCAUGUCUUGUGCACAUCGAUGCUUCCACACUUCGACUUAAAGAAUUGGAGCAAUUGUUGCAGAUUCAAGAUGUAACUUGAUGCCUAAUUGGAGGUUACGACAUUACAUACAGCCUGAUAAUGCAAAAAAGGGAGGCUCUGCAAGUGCUACUACAAAACAGUAUGUAUACAUGUGCACACAGCUGAUCUGACAACUUCCAUUUUGUCUAUGGGCGAACUUUAUCUUGUCUGGAAGCCCUCGGCCAUUUCUAUCAAUUAUACCAGCAGUGUAUGACUGGUAUAGAUACUGUGCUGGAUGUACAGAGGAACCUUAGCGGACACCUCUCUAUUAAGGACACCUGUUUUGGUCUCAAAGGGGUUGUUUCCAUUCAAUCUAACAUCUUUAAUCAGGACACCUCUCUAUUAAGGACAGCAGUUGUCAGUCAUGUGGGUAUCCUUAAUAGAGAGGUUUUAUUGUACUCAUUUUGGCCUGGGACAACAUCCUAUUUCCAGGAUUGGUGUGUAAAAAGUUGACACUUGUCAUAAGACUACAAGAGGAAUCCAGUGGGUUUAUAGCAAAUUUAAUUUCCAGACCGUCCAAAACAAAUUACGUUGCCAUGGAAACAACAUAAUCCAAUCACUGUGCAACAGGGAUAUCGCAAGAUUCCUAGCUUAUCUCUGGUCUCAUUCGUAACUGUCAAGCAAACACACAUUAAUUAGGGCAAAUAAGAUUAAUUGUUUGAAGAUCGUUAGCGACUUAACGAACCCUGAGUUUAUGUAACGAAGUGUCAUUAAUUACUACUGGAUUAACGAGAUGAAAAUUUCAACAUUUCGGGCGUAUUUCCCCAAGAUUGAUAAUGGUUGAAGAAAAUGUUGAUCAUGCAUGAUGAUUCAGAAUUGGCUUAGAAACUCCACAGAUUAUGAAAUGUGGUUUGCCCCUUUGCUGGGGUGCAAAUGGAAGAGUUUGAGAAAACGUUUCAAAAUGUUAGUUUGUAAAACACUAUUUUAUGAAAGCAGGCGCUCAGUCUAUCAAUUGAGAUCAGCGUCCACAUUUAAACAACCUGUUCUGACAUACCUGAUGUUUUGCCCUUAGAUUCCAAAGGUGAACAAAGUUUUAAACAAAUCUCAAGCUGAAAAGAUGUCUAAUAAUCAUCUGCAAUAUAACUUUUCUGAUGAUUUGAAACAAAUUUGACAAAAAAACAUAUUACUGUAAUAAAUUUGAAAUCCGUAUAGCUUUGUCAGUUUUAAAGAAAAUGUUAAAAAGCAUGAUGGUCUAUAAUUUCAAGAGACAUUGGGCUGUGAUAUGUGGCACAUAUUGAUGACAACAUAUUCCAGUGGUCGUCGGUGAUUUCAAAGCGAAAUAUUUGGCAUUCAAGUGGCACAACGGCCGAUGAGAUUAUUCAGGAUGUUGGACUUGUUAAUUCGGUCGCCACGGCAACCAAAGGAGAUAACUUGCGAGAUGAAUAUCUCAAAUGGUUAAUCUUCCUGCUUUGGCGUACUAGACACCGCUGAGUUGUAUGGGAGGUGACGGGAAAAGAUGAAGUGAUGGUAAAUCUCCUCAGAUGUCCUUCGUCUUAUAGUAGAGUGAUAAGGACACUUGACAAAUUACCUGAAGUUAAUAACAGGUUCAAGGACCUUGUUGAAAUUUUGAUAAAAAAUAAAAGAUGGAAAAAUUAUGUAGAAAAAUUAUUCACAUUUUUAGACUUGCCUCAAGAAACCUUAUACAGUAGAACCUCUCUAUUGAGGACACCCAGUACUAUCCUUAAUAGAGACGUGUCCUGAUUGAAGAGGUCAAAUUGAAUGGAAACGACCAAUUUAAGACAAAAACUGGUGUCCGCUAUGGGAGGUUCCCCUUCAACAACACAAUAAAUGAGUUUUAGAACAGAGAGUCCUGCGAUUAAGGGGUGAAUCUUUGUAAUCCAAGUCACCAUUGAUUGUGAUUUGGUUGAAGAAUUCUCACUGUGUCUGGGGUCCCCUUCACACCAUUUGUUUAGUAUUUGUUCGUAAGAGUCCCAAGCAAAAGGAACAAAACCUGAGAACAACACACGGAAAAAAAUCAAGGGUAAAGGAGCUCAAUAAGCGAGAGGCAAGCGACACCACCUAAGACACAACAAUCAUACAAUCCUUAGUAAUAUAAUAUCAGCAUCUUAGGUAUAUAUUUGAAUGGUACAAAGAUGACACAUCUUUUUCAACAGGAUCUCGUUUGUCGUAACCUGUUGUUAUCCCUCGUGGAUUUUGCCGCUCCAAUCUUUUUGCACCAUUGUUAAGAAAUUUGUAUCGCAUUUCUUGCUACCUGUGACAAUGAGUAUUAUCUGUAUGAUGUUGGAUUAUUUCUUAGAAUACUUUUGUAAGAUAUUAUCGUGAUCUGGGAUCAGGAUUUCUUACGAAAGUAUCUAUGACUUUGAGAGAUUGAUGAUUAGAGAGGUUCAACAGGCCAAGGUCAAGUCGCAAUAACCCUUUCUUAACCAAGACAGAUUUGAUCAUGGAAAUGAUUGCCACAGGCAUGCAUUGGGAGAACUAAAAUUCUGCCAAACCUCACAAUAUUGUUCUGAUGUUUGAUAUCAUUUGACAAGUUUGUUAUACCAAUAUAUCUCGGGUGUAACAAUCUAACAUGUUGAGACGAGUCGGUAAUCCCAACCUUUUGCCAAGUAAGUGUCACAAUUGGGUGCAGUAUUCUGAUUGGUUAUUGAGAUUUCGUCAUUGAUCAAUCAGAUUGAUGCCUUCUUGGGCCUGGUUUAGAAUGCUACCUUUCUCCUGUUAGUAUUCAAGUCACCCUAGAAAGUAUGUGUACCAUCUCACUGCCUGCUUGGAUGUCGAGCAAAAAAUGCUUUCUGCAAACUCAACAGUUAGAUGGAAACAGUGGGAAAAAGAAACAAAGAACAUUGUACUUCACCCAACGAUUGUCUAUACAGAUAUAUCAAAUCAAACCUUGAAGGACUGUAAAUCAGGAGAUGUUUGCUUGCCUUUCAUUUUAAUGUCAACUGAUUGUCGUGAAAAUAUAAUGGUCUUAAAAAAUCUAAUUGAAUUACUGUUAAUACAGAGUUGCCAAAAUUCUACAUUGUAUAAGGUGUAUGCUAAAGUUGCAAUUAACAAGAAGAUGAAAUGGAAUAUUUCCUGGUUUACAGUAGUAAUUUGCUUUUAGUGAUACAGUCCAAAUCACAAAUAACAACCUGUAAAUCGCGUCAUUGACGGUAUGCAAGCAUUUCUUCUCUCCCCUCAACUUGUGUACAUAGCUCAUCCGAUGUUGUCCGCCGUCUGUUUUGCUGCAGUUUUUGUACAAAUGUUUGCCAUCGAUGUGAGAAGUUUAAGGAUGGCUGGUUCUGCAAAUUAUCAUUCUGUCUUGUCUGAGAUGAGAGCAGCUAGCACUCUCAGUUUUCGUCUGUGUUGGACCAAAAAAAAACCUGUGGUGCCUUCCCAAUGCGAGGCUGGUUAAGUUUAGAUGAAAACCUACAUAAUUUUGGGUGAAUCCAAAAUCGAUGUCCUGCUGGUCUCAGUUAGAUUUUACUGCCUGAACAUUAAAACUGCAGGGGCUAUUUUAAAAAACUUUUGUCUUGGGGGGAGCAGAACACCAGUUUUUGCCCAAAUUCUGCCUAAAACACUCGUUUUUCGGGGAUUUCUGGGCGGCCAUAGCCCUCUUCCCCGCUCAAUACUGCUCUCAUCUCAGUCACAAGACAUCCCAUGUAGCUGAUGUUCUAGUGUAUCUAACUGUUCAUGUAAAAUAAAGAUAUACCUAUAUUUAA